AUGGCCGCUCUCGACGGUCUGCGCAGCUGGCAGCUGCAUCUGGCUGGCGAGGAGCUGCUCCAGCAUGGCGGCCAGGCGCUCCUCUCGCUGCGCGGCCUGCUCAGACUGCUGAACCCUGAGCACCGUCAGACGCUCCAGCCGCUCGCCGACUCCCAGCACUGGUGCGGGCGACCCGACGCGGCGAUAUUAACCUCGGAGCGGCGGCUGAUAAAAGGGGGCUCCAAGAGGCGGAGCGGCACUGCGGCCCCUGGCUCCCUGUCGACUACCGGCGCGCUGACCGAGCUGCUGCCGGUGACCCUGUCUGCUGCCCCGCUCUCCCCCGGAAUGGAGCCCGUCCGGAGCCUGCUGCUGCUGACCGCGCUGCUCGGCGCCGCCGCCGCCACCGAGGUCAUCUGCUACUGGGGCUCCUGGAGCCACUACCGCACCGGCCUGGGGACGGUCACGGCCGAGGACCUGGACCCGCACCUGUGCACCAUAUACGUGUACUCGUUCGCCAAGCUCAGCCCGUCCACCUACCAGAUGGAGAUGUUUGACCCGUGGCUGGACGGCCACCUCCGGAACUACGAGAGGUUCCUCUCUCUGCGGAAAAGGAAUCCGUCGCUGAAACUGCUGCUGGCGCUGGGCGGCUGGACCGACUCGCUGCACCCCAAGUACUCCAUCAUGCUGGCCAGCCCGGCGCUGCGCGCCUCCUUCACGGCCGGCGCCGUCCAGUUCCUGCAGCAGCACGGCUUCGACGGCCUGGACCUGGACUACGAGUACCCGUCGGCGGCCGACCGGGCCGGGUUCGCCGCCUGGGUGACCGAGCUGCGCGCCGCCUUCCAGCCGCACGGCCUGCUGCUCACCGCCGCCGUCACCGCCAGCGCCGCCAAAAUCGACGCCGGGUACGACGUGCCGACCGUCUCGGCGGGGCUCGACUUCAUCAACGUGAUGGCGUACGACCUGCACGGGCCGUGGGAGGCCACCGCCGACCACCACGCGCCGCUGCUGCCGCGCGCCUCGGACGCCGGCAGCGGCCUGGACUUGCAGUCCGUGAUGGAGGCCUGGAGGAGCCGCGGCGCGCCGGCCUCCAAGCUGGCCGUGGGCGUGCCGCUGUACGGCAAGAGCUGGACGGUACCCGGGGCCGACAAGGGGCCGCCGGCGGCCGGCCGGGGCGCAGCGCGCGCCGGGCCCGUGACCAGGGAGGCCGGCACACUCUCCUACCUGGAGAUCUGCCACAACGUCCGCGCCGGCUGGAGCGUGGUCACGGACCCCGCCGGGAAGAUCGGCCCGUACGCCUACUCGGGCGACCAGUGGGUCGGCUACGACGACACCGCCAUGGUGGCCGCCAAGACCCGGUGGGCCGUCAGCCAGGGCUUCGGGGCCGUCAUGGUCUGGGACGUCAGCUAUGAGGAUGUCAGAAAUACGUGCGGCGGCGGCGCCUGGCCACUCAUGUCCGCCAUUGUCGAGAGUCUCGGCUCUGCGGGACCGUCCAACACCACCACCACCAGCACCACCAGCACCACCAGCACCACCACCAGCACCAGCAGCACCACCAGCACCACCGCGCCGAGCCCAACAGAGGGUGGGCCUGCACCGGCGUGCUCGGCUUCCGGCGGCGCUGCGCCGGACCCGCGCGACUGCGCCACCUACGUGCUGUGCGCCGGCGGCGCGGCCCACACGUUCCGGUGCCCGCAAGGCACGCUGUUCGACCCCAGCCGAGGCUACUGCAACUGGGCCAGCCUGGUCAGGUGCUCGGCGGCUCCGGAAGGGGGCGCCACUGCCACCGUGAAGCCGAGCACGGCGGCGUCCGUGCCCGCUCCGCCGGCGCCGACCUCGACUCCCGCGCCGAGCCGACCGUUCACGUGUCCCAGCGCCGACGGCUGGUUCGCCGACCCGGAGGAUUGCCACCGCUUCUACAAGUGUCUGAGCGGCGCGGCGCACCGGGCCGCCUGCCCGGCCGGCACCGGCUGGAACCAGGCCAUCUCCAGCUGCGACUGGGCCGCCCGCGUCGGCUGCGUCUAGCCGCUCGGCCCGCGUCGGCUGCGUCUAGCCGCUCGGCCCGCGGCGGCUGCGGGUAGCCGCUCCGCAGGGGUUGGCUGCGCGACUACGCUAAGUGAGCAGACGGUGUGAUUCCGUGGGAUAUGAACGUAACACGACCUUACUGCCGUCAUGGUAAUAAAUGUGAGCCAGACGCCUCAUCUCUGUAUAUCAAACGGUUAUCCCAUGCUUUCCAGUAUGAUUAUAUGGCAAAGUGUUGUGAUUCGUGCCACUGCGACGUAAAGCGGCUGCUGCUUUUGUCUUCCGAAGUUCGCAAGGAAGCGACAAUGUAGGGCAAUGUUACGCUGAGGUGAUGUCAUUGCAGUGCUCAAGGCAAGCAGAUCUUUUGCAUUGCAGAUAACGGACUGAUUACAGAUUAGACUUUGCGCCACCUUGUUUAUUUUGCGCAGCUAUUACACAGUUUCUGUUACAGCGUGCAACAAAUUUGCGGAUGAAAUCGUACGACUGCAAGGCACUUUUCGUCAAUUUCGUUAAUUGACCUGUUGUAAUGCGUGUGUGCGUAUGAACAGCAGAUAAUACACAUUGAACUAUGA
Molecule: messenger RNA, 2570 nt
Organism: Amphibalanus amphitrite
Lineage: Eukaryota; Metazoa; Arthropoda; Thecostraca; Balanomorpha; Balanidae
Product: acidic mammalian chitinase-like
Exons: 9
Coding region: 1-2001 (666 amino acids)
Biological process (GO): chitin catabolic process; carbohydrate metabolic process
Cellular component (GO): extracellular region
Molecular function (GO): chitinase activity; chitin binding
Source: RefSeq, a predicted model, not a curated record